Lotus japonicus is the source of this 1507-nucleotide messenger RNA. RefSeq names its product BTB/POZ domain-containing protein At2g46260-like. Gene Ontology annotation, biological process: response to red light. The coding region runs from base 1 to 1416 and encodes 471 amino acids. Gene Ontology annotation, molecular function: protein binding. Lineage: Eukaryota; Viridiplantae; Streptophyta; Magnoliopsida; Fabales; Fabaceae. Gene Ontology annotation, cellular component: nucleus. The record is from RefSeq and is a predicted model, not a curated record. The transcript has a single exon.
AUGGAGUUUGAGUGGUCUUCUUCUGAACUUGAUUUCACCUUCGCUUUCAAUGACGCCAAUUUCUCCGACAGGCUUCUCCGGAUUGAGAUCAUGCCAAAUAGUGUCAGUGUCACCACCAUCGCUGACCUUACAACAUUGCUUGAUAAACAAGUUUUAAACGACUCGGUUGAUGCGCCGCCACCUAAUUCAGACACUGCCACCGUCGCCAUCUCUAAAAAAUUGCAUGUCAAUUCUGCUAUCCUGGCUGCUAAAAGCCCUUUCUUCUACAAGCUUUUCUCAAAUGGGAUGAUGGAGUCACAACAGAGACAUGCCACCCUCAGGAUUAAUGCAUCUGAAGAAGAUGCUCUUAUGGAGCUAUUGAGUUUUAUGUACACGAAUACAUUGAAUAUUACUGCAGCACCUGGUGUUUUUGAUGUGCUUAUAGCUGCUGAAAAAUUUCAAGUCCCUUCAUGCAUCAGAUAUUGUAGUAACUGGUUAUUGCGAAAUUCGCCCUCCACAUUACUUUGCCUCAAGCAGCUUUCUUAUACCGAUGUAUUCCAACCAUUGAUUGAUGCUGCAAAGCAGUGUCUUGUUGACCAAUACAACGAUAUAACCAAGUUACAGGAAGAGGUUAUGGCCUUGCCUCUUUCUGGAAUAGAGGUAAUCUUGGCUAGUGAUGAUCUACAGGUUGAAUCAGAAGAUGUUGUAUAUGACUUUGUAUUAAAGUGGGCUAGACAACAUUACAACAAUCAGGAUCAGGAAGAGAGGCGAGAAGUUAUGGGCACACGCCUUGGGCCUUUAAUUCGCUUCCCUUUUAUGACAAACCAAAAACUUAAGGAGGUCUUAACCUGUGAUUGUGACUUUAAACAGCUUGUACUUGAAGCUCUAAUUUUCAAGGCGAAGGCUCUACAUCUCCAACGCCAACAAUUACUGGCAGCAGAAGAGUUAAACCAUCAUCGUUUUGUGGGGAGGGCAUAUAACUAUAUGUAUCACCCUGUCAAGGUGGUAGAAUUUGAAUUUCCCUUGCAGCAGUGUGUGGUGUACUUCAAUCUGAAGCGAGAGGAGUGUGCCACCUUGUUUCCAUCUGGCCGACUGUAUUCUCAGACAUUCCAUUUAGGCGGACAAGGGUUUUUUCUAUCUGCAGAAUGCAACAUCGACGAACUGGAGGAUGACUUAUGCUUUGGACUGUUUUUGGGAAUGCAAGAAAAUAGUUCAGAAAGCUUGACUGUGGAAUAUCAAUUUGCUGCAAGGUCCAAGACAAUGGAGGACAAGUUUGCUUUUCAGCAAUAUGGCAUUUUUACAUUUAUUGGGGGCAAGGUUGUUGGCGAUAAAAACUUGUUUAUUGAAUCAUGGGAUUCGUUCAUUGCUGAGGAUAGUCGUUUUUUCAUUAACGAUGUUCUCUAUCUUAGAGCCAGUCUCACCAUCCAACAUGACUAACCAUUGAACCCCGAUUUCUGUUUAUGAAUUUUUUAUUCUAGUUGGUAGCGUUUUAAUUUCUUAUUUCCCGUUAAAGUACUUACAAAUUUUG